CCACUACCUACCUUACAGCCUCCAGCUCUCGGGCCCGGACGUGCCAACGGGCGACCUUACCGGGUACAGUACUGUCUCCCCAGGUCACUUUCUCGCGAGGAUUGCUAAGGUGGGCAAUCCAUCGAUUGAUGGCCUUCCUCGCUCGCUUCUCUAACCCAACUUCACCUUACACUCAUCACAAUCCAUCUUGGGAUCACAUCCUACCCUAGUUCAGUUCGUUCCGUUCAGCCCAGGCCAGGCCCUCUUUUGGUUUCUCGCCUCGCCUAGAGCGCAAGCGCAGGCAUUUUUGAUCAGACCCGACAGCUACUGUACAGCGCGGUGCCCUUGUUCCCGAGCAUCGGCAGCAACCUAAGGCCAGGGCAUUGUUUUCUCUUCUGUUCUUGUUUCUGUUUCUGUCCAGUUGCUAUUAUUUCUGCUUCUGCUUCUGCUUCUCUACGCUCUUUCGCACUCCCACUCCACACUUGUAACCGACUCAUCUCGUGCUUUGUCGCCCGACGACUGGUCGUCUGGCAUUAUCUGCAUUAGGGCUUGGCUCAGCGUUGUCUAUUAUACUUGGAACUCGACUGGAGCCCUUGCUGGCUCACGCCUUAGCGCUACGGCUGACUUGACGUCCGCCUCGACAGCUCAACUCGAACGAGACCAACUUGGAGCGUCGAGCAUUACAAAACGCAAAUCAAAAUAUCGCAUCGAGCUCUCCAGUGCAGAGAUCGCCUCCGUUCAUCAUUCUUGCCGCUUCAAUCCCGCUACCGAUACCUAGUUCUUCUAGCGCACCCGUCUAACUGUCAAUCUUACUGCAACCCCGCGAGACCUUUGCUGCACACUCAUCCUUCGGCGUUUGCGCGGCCGCGUGCGCCAGAUCGCACGACUGUCGCUAGGCCUUUUCCGAAAAGGCAUGUCGACAACGGCAGUUAUGUCUACGACUUCUUCUCCAGUGACCUCUCCUUCAGCAGCCGCAUCCUCUUCUCCGAACCCUAAUCACCCCGCGCUGCCACCUCUAAUCACCUCUCCGCCUUCGUGCCGAAGCAUGCAAUCGCGGCCAAUGUCCCACGUUUCCAGAAGCCGACUUUCCCAAUACUCGACGGGCUCUCUGCCUACGAGAUCCCGUCCGACCUCACAUAUGUUUCCGAUGUUCCCCUCGACUCUCUCAUAUACCCAAGUGCGGGACUUUGCGUACCCUGCUACCCAUCCUCUGCACUACGGGCCGCCGCCAGAACCUUCGGGACCGCCUUCCGGUAUGACAACGCCCGCAAGCGAGCAUCGUAGGUUAUCAGAUCCCCCAGUGUCGUGGGAAACACGUAUGCCUUGGGAGUCGUGGGGUACAGAUGGAUUCAACCGUGGCCAUGAUUUGGCCCCCAUCCAAUUCGACGGUGGGCCCCCAUAUAGCGAAGACGAGGAUCUGCAAAGCCCUGUUGUAGCUACACGGCACCGCAAGCAUAAGUCAACCUCGGCGGCGACAACCCUGAGGGGGAGGACAGGUCGCGAUCUUGAUAUGCAUUCUACCAACUAUGAUCAUGAGCGGGGCUACUAUAUGGGAACUAGCGGAGACGGUAGCGAAACAUACUAUGUCAAUAACGGCGGCGAGGCCAACGGCUCUGGUGGAGAUUUUGUUACAUAUCCUCCGGAGCAGGCAAGACACAGUCGGGCAUAUCACAUUGCCCAGCAACCCCGGGCUGCUGAGGGCGGUGAGUACUAUCAGCCCGAGUCUGACAGCUCCCCAUCGUCUCCAGGCUACAAUGACGAGGACCAGUCUCGCUAUUCACGAGAUUACCAGUUUACUAUUACAUCGCCAGACGAGGAGUUCCACGGCAAAGCCGUCGCCCUGUUCGAUUUCGAGCGGGAAAACGAGAACGAAUUGCCUCUAGUUGAGGGCCAGAUUAUCUGGGUGUCGUAUCGGCACGGGCAAGGUUGGCUGGUGGCUGAGGAUCCGAAGACGCAGGAAAGCGGCCUGGUGCCCGAGGAGUAUGUCCGACUACUUCGCGAUAUCGAGGGAGGAAUGAACAGCUUGGCUGGUCACCUUGUGGAGGGAACUGGCUCCCCUGAUGUGGGCACACCUACUCAAGCGGAGCAUAGCGGUCAAUAUGGCCAUACUCCAUCUUCCAGCAAUGCGACUAACGGGUACCAUCAGCCAAUCGUGUCGAUGUUCUCGACCUCGAGCAAAGACCUUGACCCGUAUCCCACUGAGCAACUGGGCCUCCACUCCGGACAACCGCCUCCCCAAGUUAUUCACUAUCACGGGCAACGGGGAGGUAGCCAAGCAAACACGCCGACGAUUGCUCAGCCUCAAGAUACUGGUAUUUUGAGGAGGCAGAGUCACGACGGUGGAACAAAGAGGGACUCGAAUGUUACACCAGUACAGACGAAGCCACCAAUGGAGUUGGCCGAGCCAGGGGGCUCUGAGGAAGCGAGAGGAGAGGAAAGGUGAUAUGGUGAUUGAAAUAAUAACGAAUUGCAUGCCAUGCUUGAAGAGACAUUCACGAUUCGAUGUAUUCUUCUAACGGAGCGGGCGAAUAUACCAAUAAUACCACAGCAAACUCCGACCGCCGCCAAUAGGUGACUUGAGAUUAUGUAUAAAUAUGCCAUGUAGGCAUGAUGGGAGACGGCAAUUUCUCAGUCUUGUUUAAGGGCAAAAGUUAUCUAGAUUGGCUGUAUGGAGUUAUGGCGGAGGACAGAGGUCAAUGAAUACAGAGGUUUCUUGAGCUACAUAAUGAGAAAAGGAGUUUCAGGGGGAACCACCGAGAGAUUCGGAGCAGAUGGAGAGGUGCUGGACGGGGUUAGUGCUAUAUUGCUGUAGUACAAGGCCGAUAUUUCGGUAAUCUAUAUAUGAACUCAUUAAGACACCUUAAUAUCCUAAUGCACUUAUCACAAGAUAACCGAGUUCCCC
Messenger RNA from Fusarium verticillioides 7600, 2881 nucleotides. RefSeq lists its product as hypothetical. Gene Ontology annotation, molecular function: protein binding. The coding region runs from base 893 to 2422 and encodes 509 amino acids. Lineage: Eukaryota; Fungi; Ascomycota; Sordariomycetes; Hypocreales; Nectriaceae. The record is from RefSeq and is a predicted model, not a curated record. The transcript has a single exon.